AUGUUUGGUGUCAACUCCGCUCUCUGCUCACCUCCUCCCAAGCUGAAACCUUGCGAAGAAAAAAGCCUCACUUUUCAGAAAAACGAAGACAAACAUCACCCUCAUCUCUCCAACCUCCAACAGCAACUUGAAACCAAGCUUCACAGAACUACGUCUGCUAUGAUGAGCCGUGACGAAGAAGAAAGGAUGGAGUCUCCAUCAGCUGUGGUGGCAGUCGUCGCCUCGAGUGAUGAUGAUACCGAUGUCGACAUUGAAAUGGGUUCAUUGCCGAUUAUUGAGCUUCCCGAAUCCUUGAAGUCUCUUUCGUCUCCUUCGGUGUGUGAUGAGAGCAGUGUAGAUGGUAGUGGUGCUAGUAUUAGGAAUGCCUUGGCUGUUGUUCAGCCUCCCCCAGGCGACGAUGGCAUGAUUAACCCGGUAGAUCUUGAAUCUACACUGAUUGCCAACCUUGUGACGACACCAGACCACCAUAGUCAUCGAAAGCCAGCAACAGGCUCUGUUCAUGAUCCACAACCAAGUAUUACCGUUAGCAGUGAAUCGAGUCAAACUGAUCUCCCUCUCAGUCAGCGAAGGGCCGAGUUCAUUAGUGCUACAAUAUCUAAACCAAGCAAGAACACGCCCAUUGGCUUGGAACUGAUCGACAAAGACGAUAAUGUCAUUAUCUCGGCCAUAUCACCCGGAUCAUUGACCAGCCAUACUCCAUUUCACGUUGGAGACCGACUGUUGUCAGUCAACACGAAACGCUGUUAUAUUUUAGAAUCAAAGGAUAUUACUAAGCAUUUGGAUUCUCUGGAGGGGUCGAUCACCAUAGUUGUGCACAACCAAGAGGGCGAUCCCAAUCUGGUGGAGAGCAUGAUCACGAAACCUGUGGAUGAGAGUCGGUGCGGUCUGGGAUUGGUCUCAGCUGGUCAAAGAAGGUUAAGGGUCUCCCAGAUUGACGCAGACGGGUUGUUUUUUGAUUCCCUGCUCAAUGUGGGUGAUCCCAUUCUGUCCAUCAAUGGAGAAAAUUGCGAAUUCUGUGAUGCCGCAGACGCGGGCGAGAUGAUUGCGAGAGCAGGUCGAAUUAUUACCAUCAAGGCAAAAACGUUGUUGGAGACAGGGGUGGUGGUUGCCGCCUUCUCCGUCAACAACUCUAUUGGGAGUACAAUUCCUCCUCAAGUUAUCAAUGCCAUGAACAGGGCCCAAGCCAACGAACCAUCCAUGAAUCAGGUGAUGGGAUUGUUCCUUUCCGUCAUACUUAUGAUUGGUGUGGUAUUGAUCAUGGGAUUGUUCAAGUGA
Molecule: messenger RNA, 1275 nt
Organism: Seminavis robusta
Lineage: Eukaryota; Bacillariophyta; Bacillariophyceae; Naviculales; Naviculaceae
Source: the annotation of a GenBank genome assembly